AUGUCUGAAGAAACAAAUUCUGAAUUGCUGACCAGUUUUUCAAACCCCAAUUACUCCCAUGUUUCUUCCAUGAUCACAGGAUCCAACUCGCAAUUUGAUGACGAUGAUGAGGAUAAUUCUUUACUCUUGUUGAAAAGUGAUGAUGAUCUGGAUGAUGAGGAGGAUGAUAAUGACAACUGUCGGGGUAGCAAUGCCUUAACAGCACUGGCAGACGCCAUACACAGUUUGGAAUUACUGACAAAAGAUCAACAAGAAGAGCAAAACACUCAGCAGGAUAAAAAUCUUGAAUUUUUGCCAUUUUCAGAUCGCAUAGGGGACAAAUCUUCUGGCUUCUCGAGUGAUUCUGCAUUCUCAAGCCCAACUAGUGACUGCUCUCCACUGAUGCGAAUUAGGAAGCAUGCUAACGUUAAUAACAAUAGUACAGUCAAAGAAGAUGAAAAUAAAGAUGAAGUAAAUGUGAAAAGUGAUGACUCGAGUAUUGAUACACUGAUAGCCAAAAGUCUAUCGACCGGUGAGACAUCAAACUGCAGUGCAGCCACAACUAAUUUUGAACAGAAGUUGGAUAACCAAGAGUACAACAAAGACAACCAAAAAUUGCCAGGAAAAAAUUUAGAGGAAGAGGAAACCUACAAAGAUGAGGAUGACAGUUGUCCUAAAAUUGACAUGCCAACUUCUCCGAAGACUCCUGUUGGUGAUGAUGAUGAUCGCAAGAAAAUCGUGGUGGAUUUGUUGGACAAUGAUGAUGACGAGGAGGAGAGUGUCAGCUUGCUAGCGAGAAAUGAAACAUUAGCAGCAGCAACAACAGCAGAAACGUUGGAAACAAGACCAGUUGACAAUUUGAAUGUACUGUCACCAGGCUGGGAGAAGUGUGAAGAUGCGAGUGGCCCAUAUUACUGGCACAUAAAGACGGGGACCAUACAGAGGAACCCACCCACACUCAUGGAUCUACAAACAUCUUCAUCCAUGGAGUUCAGGAGCAAGUUGUCAGAACCAGAUGUCGUGGCAAACACGUGUGACAAAUCAUCGACAACACACUCUUCUUCCAUUCCCGCCAAGUCAUGUUCCUCCAAGAUGGAAACGAACACGACGUCAACCACUCUGCCCAUUCCUGUGGUCAGCGAGACGAGCGGCCAGCAGCAUGAUGGCAGCAACGGCAUGGAUCUGGAGCUGCCCGUGAGGUUUGCUGUGAGGUCGCUCGGACGGCAUUUUCCCCGAGAUCGGGGGUUGCCGUUUGGCUACCUAUGA
Helobdella robusta is the source of this 1245-nucleotide messenger RNA. RefSeq lists its product as hypothetical. NCBI's taxonomy places the organism in Eukaryota, Metazoa, Annelida, Clitellata, Rhynchobdellida, Glossiphoniidae. The record is from RefSeq and is a predicted model, not a curated record. Gene Ontology annotation, cellular component: nucleus; cytoplasm. The coding region runs from base 1 to 1245 and encodes 414 amino acids. The transcript has 7 exons. Gene Ontology annotation, biological process: regulation of DNA-templated transcription. Gene Ontology annotation, molecular function: transcription factor binding; amyloid-beta binding.